Messenger RNA from Lactuca virosa, 1201 nucleotides. Lineage: Eukaryota; Viridiplantae; Streptophyta; Magnoliopsida; Asterales; Asteraceae. The record is from the annotation of a GenBank genome assembly.
AUUUCGUUGAAAUGCUGCUGAUCACCGCCCAUCGAAACCAACCCAAAAACUCCAAGAGAUGGCCUCAAUCUGCUUACCGCGAACACCGGGGAACUGCUCCGGCGACGACGGUAACGAGGCAGAGGAAGUCUCAGCCGUUACGGUAAACGAUUCGUUCCAAAGGAACGGCUCAUAUACAGAUACUACUGGUAGUGGUAGAGGCUCAUGGAAACACGCUGCGUUCCACGUGGCUACCACCAUCGCCACUCCUGCCGCCUAUGCUCCGCUUCCCUUCGCUGUGUCGUCUCUUGGAUGGCCUCUAGGAGUGCUUAGUUUGGUGGGUGCAACCUUAACCACAUGGUAUUCUAGUCUUCUGAUUGCAUCUCUAUGGGAAUGGGAUGGGAAGAAGCACACCACUUAUAGACAUCUUGCUGGUAGCAUUUAUGGAAAUUGGGGUUACUGGUCUAUUGCAUUUUUCCAGCAGGUGGCUUCUUUGGGCAACAAUAUCGCCAUUCAAAUUGCUGCUGGAAGUAGCCUUAAGGCAGUGUACAAAUACUACCAUGAAGAGGGUAGUUUAACACUUCAACAUUUUAUCAUCUUCUUCGGGGUCUUUGAACUUGUUCUUUCUCAGCUUCCAAAUAUCCAUUCACUUAGAUGGUUAAAUGCUGUUUGCACUUUUAGUACAAUUGGAUUCGCUGCCACAACUAUUGGUGUCACAAUCUACAAUGGGAAGAAGAUCGAUAGAAGGACUGUAAGUUAUAGUCUCCCUGGAAGCUCUUCAGCAAAGAUGUUCAAAGCCUUUAAUGGUCUUGGGGUUAUUGCAUUUUCGUUUGGUGAUGCCAUGCUUCCAGAAAUUCAGAGUAGUGUUAGAGAGCCAAUGAAGAAAACAAUGUAUAAAGGGAUAGCAGCCGCAUAUAUAAUCAUUGUGUUGAGUUACUGGCAAUUGGCGUUUUUUGGAUACUGGGCGUUUGGUUCAGAAGUUGAGCCGUUUAUUGUUGCCUCUCUUACAACACCUGAAUGGACCACUGUUAUGGCAAAUCUUUUUGCUGUCAUCCAAAUAUGUGGAUGUUUUCAGAUAUAUUGCAGGCCAACAUACGCCUUUUUUGAAGAAAAAAUGAAAAAGGCAUCAAGCGAACAAAGUGGUGGUACUCGAGUUCCUUUGAAAAAGCAUGUUAUUAUACGUCUGUUAUGGGUUGCAUUGGUGCUGUUAACUUCAUCAUAG